GCUGCUGUGGAAUUUAUUAACUGCUGAAGUAGAAAUACAAACGCUAUAGAGCCGCGGAUGUAGACGGAAUACACUUGUUGCUCUUCCAAUCCCAGGAAGCGAAACACGCUUGGAGCUUGAGUGAACUGUUGGACCAAGAGGCAUGGGGUGGUACAUUAGUUUUGAUCCAGAAACAAGCCGAAGACAGAUUCGCUGUCUAUAAUUUUGUUGAAUAUCUAAAAAAGUAAGACUCCAUUGAGCUUGAUGGCGGAACCUGUCGGGACUUAAUCCUAGUUGGACUCCUAAAUUGGCAUCUCACGGCUAACGAUCUGUCUGUUGAUGAUGAGCCCCAUGACUUCUAAUGUACACAUCGUCUGUGAAGGGACAGCAAGGAGAAUAAUUUCUCUGGACUAAGUGAAGACCUCCCUCUUGAAGAAGUGUGAAACAUGCCCUUGCCAUUUGGCUUGAAACUCAAAAGGACUCGAAGGUAUACUGUUUCAAGCAAGAGCUGUCUUGUCACUCGGAUUCAGCUGCUCAAUGGAGAGUUUGUUGAGUUUACACUUUCAGUGGAGAGCACUGGACAGGAAUGUUUGGAGGCAGUUGCUCAGAGACUCGAGUUAAGAGAGAUAACAUACUUCAGUCUGUGGUACUUCAACAAGCAGAACCAGCAAAGAUGGAUUGACUUGGAGAAGCCGCUGAAAAAGCAGCUGGACAAGUAUGGGCUGGAGCCAACCGUUUACUUUGGAGUUGUGUUUUACAUACCCAGUGUCACCCAACUGCAACAGGAGAUCACGAGAUAUCAGUAUUACCUACAGCUGAAGAAGGAUGUUCUGGAGGGCAGGAUCUCAUGCUCCCUAGAGCAAGCCAUCCGUUUAGCUAGCCUAGCAGUGCAAGCUGACUUUGGAGACUUCAACCGAUAUGAUUCCCAGGAGUUCCUCCAGAAGUUUGUGCUGUUCCCCAUUGACUGGAUCCAGGAUGAGCGAGUACUGGAAGAGGCCACUCAGAAAGUGGCCCUUCUUUAUCAGUCCUUCAGGGGUUUGUCAGCCCCAGAGGCAGAGAUGUUGUACAUGCAGGAGGUGGAGAAAAUGGAAGGCUAUGGCCAGGAAAGCUAUCAAGCCAAGGACAAUACAGGCACAGAUGUUACCCUUGGAUCCUGCCUUGAUGGCAUCUUUGUCAAGCAUAAAAAUGGCAGGCCACUUCUUUUAUUUAGGUGGAAUGAAAUUAACAACAUGAGUCACAACAGGUCCUUCUUUGCCCUGGAGCUAGCCAACAGAGAGGAGAGUGUUCAGUUCCAGACCGAAGACAUGGAAACCUCCAAAUAUGUGUGCCGGAUGUGUCUGGCCAGACUCAAGUUUUAUAAGAUUAACAAGAGUAGCCUAGAGGAGUGUGACCCCCUGCCUUCUGAGGGCUCCCAGAAGUCCCUUCUCACUCUAUCCUUUCCUCGCUUUCCAAUGCUCUCUCGUCCCUCUCUGCCUUCUAAUAAGGGUCAAACCCAGCCCACAGUUGUCAACCCAGUCAGACGGAGAUCUUCUACUAGAAUAUCUCUGCCAAAGCCUCAGCCCUACAUGAUGCCCCCUCCGCAAAUGCACUACAAUGGCCAUUUCACAGAGCCUUACACAUCAUCACAAGACAACCUGUACAUGAACAGUCAGAACGGUUAUUACUACCACUCCCAGACCAGCCUGGACUGCUCUCCCCUGGAAUACAGCAGUGGGGGACGUUUACGGAACGGCAGUGUAUACAGUGCCCACAGCACCAGCUCUCUAACCAAUCCCCAGCACUACCUGCAGCCCUCACCCAUGUCCUCCAAUCCCUCUAUCACCAGCGAUAUCACCAGGCCGGACUACGUCCCCUCGCAUCGUCACAGCGCUCUCAUCCCGCCCUCCUACCGUGCCACUCCUGAUUAUGAGACAGUGAUGCGUCAAAAGAACCGAGGAGCAGGAGGAGGAAUGGUUUUGUCUCAAGAGCACCGGCAGAGCCACUCCAUGAGGAACCUAAACAUUGGAAACUCGUACGCCUACAGCAGGCCAGACCCUCUAGUUUACAGCCAGCCGGAGAUCAGGGGGGAACAUGGCGGAGCAGCCCAUCACCACCACUAUCCCUUCCUCGGCUCCAGCUUCCACAGCCCGUCUCCAUACCCCUAUCCCACAGAGAGGAGACCUGUGGUGGGGGCAGUCAGUGUCCCAGAGCUCACGAAUGUCCAGUUACAGCAGGCCCAAGAGUAUCCAGCCCCCAACAUCAUGAGAACACACGUGUACCGACCGCCUCCACCUUACCCAUAUGCCCAUCCCCGCCCUGCUAACAGCACACCUGACCUGUCGCGUCACCUGUACGUCAGUAGUAGCAACCCAGACCUGAUCAUCACGCGGCGUGUGCACCACUCAGUCCAGACUUUCCAAGAGGACAGCCUGCCUGUGGCUCACUCCUUACAAGAGGUGUCGGAGCCUCUUUUCAGCGGACCCCCACACAGACACCCACACCAUGCUCAGAAGCGUAAUUCCAUUGAGAUCGCCGGACUGGCGCAUAGUUUCGAGGGGAUGAGGGUCAAAGAGCGGACCGUGUCUUCUUCAGCAGCUGAAACCGCCACGCCCCCUCCGGUCCUGCGCGGAGGUCGCUCUCAGGGCUCUCAGCUCAACGUGUUCUUGGAACGCACAAAGACAGAGGACAGGGGAGACAUUAAGGAGGACAUUCAGUACGGACACAAGAAAUCCCUUUCAGACGCCACCAUGCUGGUUCACAGUAGCGGUGAAGAAGAGGAGUUUGAGGACGACGGCGGACGUCACACUCCGCUUUCUCAGGACGCAAUAGCAUCGAUUGUUUCUGACCAGCAGCCACAACAGCAUCACAGCUUUACAUCUCUCUCUUCUCUGACGCCUCAGCAACAGACUCCCAUUGAGCCUCCUCCUGCUUAUCCCAUAGGCUCCUCCCUGGACCCCUCAAUAACCGGCUCCAUGACCUACAAGGUUCACCCCCUGAUCCAGGAGGGGGAGCCUCUGUACCUGCUGUCAGAUUUACGGCAGCCCAGGAUUAUGCCCUCGGUGUCAGAGGGAGACCUGAGCGGCCAGGCCAAGCAGAAGACUAAGAAAGACUUCAAGAAGAGGCCUGUGUCUGAUGUGCCUCCUGGGAAGAAAACAGUAGAAGGCUUGCCCCCUCCGGGCAUGAAGAAAGGGGCUAGGUCAGAGGUGAAGAAGAUGGGCCCACUGAAGGUUGCCCAUCUCAAUGGCCUGUCAGUGUCCAGGCAGCCAAUGCACGACGAGGUCAAGGAUGAGCCUGAAAGAGCCUCUAAUGACGAGAGGUGUAAAGUGCUGGAGCAGCAUAUGGAGAGCGGCGAGCUGUUAAAGGAGUACGAGAGUAUCCCAAAGCGUCGUCCAUCAGGGGAAUGCACCAUUGCCCAGCUGCCAGAGAGCGGAGACAAAAACCGCUUCCAAGACGUCCUGCCUUAUGACGACACCCGAGUGGAGCUGGUUCCCACUAAAGAGAACAACACAGGCUACAUCAAUGCAUCGCACAUCAGAAUAACAGUAGGUGGACAGGAGUGGAGCUACAUUGCUACACAGGGCCCCUUGUCGAACACGUGCCAGGACUUCUGGCAGAUGGUAUGGGAACAGGGAGUAUCCAUCAUCGCCAUGGUCACAGCUGAAGAGGAGAGCGGCCGAGAGAAGAGCUUCCGGUACUGGCCCCGACUCGGCUCACGACACAACACGGUGACGUACGGCCGCUUUAAGAUCACCACACGGUUCCGCACAGAGUCCGGCUGCUACGCCACCACAGGGCUAAAGAUCAAACACCUCCUGACGGGCCAAGAGAGGACCGUCUGGCACCUGCAGUACACAGAUUGGCCUGACCACGGCUGUCCUGAGGACUUCAAAGGCUUCCUCACCUACCUGGAGGAGAUCCAGUCUGUGAGGAGACACACUAACAGCAUCAGUGACCCAAAGAACACCAACCUACCUGUGCUGGUCCACUGCAGUGCUGGAGUGGGACGGACCGGAGUGAUCAUCCUGUCUGAGAUCAUGAUAGCCUGCCUAGAGCACAAUGAGAUGCUGGAUGUCAGAACUGUCCUGUCAAAGCUGCGAAAUCAGAGGAUGAUGAUGGUUCAGACCUUGUCUCAGUACACCUUCAUCUACAGGGUCCUCAUCCAGUACCUCCGCAGCUCCAGGCUAAUCUGAGCACAGACCUCUAGUCCAACCCAUCUUCAUUCCCCCAACACACACUGUCAUCACAGACGAUUGUAGGAUGGAAUUUGCAGGUUUGUGCCAAACUGCGUCUGUAUGUAUGUAAAUCUGUUCAAAUGUAGCAGUUGGUAUUUGAUGGACCCUGUUUUGGCCAAGUAUUAAAUCAGACAAGGCUGAUGGAAUGAUGUGUGGAUAUACAAGAAGCAUGAAGGAGCAUAAAAACUUGUGACCUGCCUCUAAACAGUAUUAUAUAUUAUUUUUUUACAUACAUUAUUGCUUAAUAAAGCCCAGCACUUUUACAGUACAUUGCUGUAUAUAAUGAACCAAUGUUAAGCUGCAUUAAAACAAUCUUUAUUGUAGAUGUGUAUCAAAACAGUCAAUGUAUUUUCAUUUGACUAAGGUCACUUUUUAAUGAAUGUUACUGGAUUGCUGUUGAGGUAGCUAUUGGUUCUGAUGAUGAAGGACUUUGUAAAAGUGAAAAGAGGGAAAAAAGAAAACGUCUAGAUGAAGGUUUGAUAAGAGAGCCCAGAGUUCAGAUGGAUUUUAAAUUUGUCAUGUGGCCUCUGGUGGUACAGGCAUGUCUCCCUGCAUUGAACUGAAGGAGAAUAGAAAGAUUUACAUUUAACAGAAUGAUGCUUAUGUCACGUAUAACAAGACAUCAUCUCUCAGUGGAUAAUUACGAUCCUCAUUUAAUACAAGAGGUCAUUGGUUCUUGUAAAACACUGGAUUGUUGGGAAGUAGAGAUGCAUUGCACAGCUUCUAGAAAUCUGUGUAGUUGAGUGAAGAAAGAGACGACAGACCGUUUUUGGGUUGAGAGUUAAAACUGGAAAAUUAAUUUUAUACACACAUUUUUCAUUACUUUUUUUUUUUUUUUUUUAUCCUGCGAUGUGCUGAAUAGUUGAACUCUGAGUGCUGUAUUUGAGAGCAAGAACAAAAUACAUUCAAAUCUAUUUUGUGCCUAAAUAAUCUGUAUUGUAAAGUCAGAGGGGCUCUGUAUUUUUGCAUAAUAUGAAGGAAAUUUUUUCUCAUUCAGUGUCAUGUAUUGCUUGUUUGAUUGCAGUGAUGUGUUAAUAAUGCCAAUCAAUACAUUAAAAAAAAACAAAUAUUGCAAACUAUCACAUUCAUAAUUACUGGAUUUGGCUCAGACCUCUAAAGACCUGAAUUUCACCUGUUUUAUUUUAAUUACAUUAAACAGACUCAAGAACAUGUAGUAGAAUUGAGUUCUGUGCAGUGUGUUGGGUUUGGCUGUGGCACUCAGUGUGAAGUAGAGAGUGUGAGUGAGGGAUCGACCAGCUCCAGUUGCAGUAUUCUGGCUGCCGCUCAUUUUCACCUCAGUGAGAAAUGUCCCUCUGCAGAGACACAUCCUGCUGUUACAAAUGGCCUCCUGACUAUUAAUGACCACUUACACCAGCACAUUUGACUGUUUCCUGCUGCAGCUAUAGGUAGUAUUUAAAAGCUCAGUAGUCAAGAUCAGCUGUAUUGAAAUGAUGCUUACAGGCACUACGUUUACAUUAAGUGAAAUGUUUUUAACAAUAUAUUUGAUAUACAAAACCCGGCGAAUGCAAGGCGCCAACUUCAUUUAUAAUGUGGCCAAAGUGAAGUGAUUGUUAAUCCCUUUUUUUUUUCUUAACCUGAUGUUUUUCAUGACAAGUUUUUGGUGUCAAAGACGCAUGGGGCAGUGACCUACUUAACUGGAGAAAAAUGCAUCCUAAUGACGUUAAGAUGUAUUUUAACUGGAUCUUAUGAAUUUGCUGCAGGUUUUGUUUUUUGCUUUUUAAAAAGAUGCUGAUUGAGUCUUAGUGUGAAGACUGAAGAGAAUGAUGAUUUUUUUUUUUUUUUUGUGUGGCCAAGGUGUAACCAUUUUGUCCAUGUACAGGUCUGUUGUUCAUAAUGUACACAAUGUAAAAUUCUGCUUAUGACAAAUAUUGGUUAUUGUACAAAACUAUGUAUAAACUGUAUCUAUUGAGCAAAAAUGGUAUGCCAUUGGAAGAAAAAACAUGUAGAAAAUCUUUUCAGCCAAGAAUAAAUAUUUGGAAAUAA
Molecule: messenger RNA, 6194 nt
Organism: Thunnus maccoyii (southern bluefin tuna)
Lineage: Eukaryota; Metazoa; Chordata; Actinopteri; Scombriformes; Scombridae
Gene: ptpn21
Product: protein tyrosine phosphatase non-receptor type 21
Exons: 20
Coding region: 426-4148 (1240 amino acids)
Biological process (GO): protein dephosphorylation
Cellular component (GO): cytoskeleton
Molecular function (GO): protein tyrosine phosphatase activity
Source: RefSeq, a predicted model, not a curated record